This is a messenger RNA of Kluyveromyces marxianus DMKU3-1042, 1185 nucleotides long. It is a transcript of the gene ATG21, whose product is annotated as Atg21p. Gene Ontology annotation, biological process: autophagy of mitochondrion; protein lipidation; nucleophagy. Gene Ontology annotation, cellular component: extrinsic component of membrane; cytosol; fungal-type vacuole membrane. Bases 1 to 1185 code for a protein of 394 amino acids. Lineage: Eukaryota; Fungi; Ascomycota; Saccharomycetes; Saccharomycetales; Saccharomycetaceae. The transcript has a single exon. Gene Ontology annotation, molecular function: protein binding; phosphatidylinositol-3,5-bisphosphate binding; phosphatidylinositol-3-phosphate binding. The record is from RefSeq and is a predicted model, not a curated record.
AUGGGGUUGAAAGUAUUAGGGUUUAACCAAGAUGCGACGUGUUUUUCAGUAAUUUCUCCAAAUAAAGGAGUGACUAUAUACAAUUGUGAUCCUUUUGGAAAAUGUUUUGAGUUGGAAAAGUCAACUGGGAAUGAAGGACAACUUGACUUCUUGGUGGAAAUGUUAUUCUCUACAAGCUUAAUUGCUGUUGUGGAUAAGACCAUUGGAGCAUCAAAUAGAAAGAAAUUGAAAAUUGUGAAUACGAAACGAAAAACCACUAUAUGUGAGCUCACAUUUCCACACGAAAUUGUAGAUGUUAUCAUGAACAGAAAGAUAAUAUGUGUGGUUCUGAACAGUGACCAGAUAUUCGUAUAUGACAUAUCAUGUAUGAAGUUGUUGCGCACAAUUGACGUUCGUGGAGAGAAGUUGAAAUACGUGCACAAACCAAGAACGGCGCGAGCAAUUGAUGAAAUGGGGGUUAAAGUGGCUUUGAGCAGUGAUAACUCUAGUGUUUUAUGUUACUCUUCUUUUUCGAACUUGGAUAAAGAUGCGACACCACUAAAUAACAUAGUGGUGUUCGAUGCUCUGAAGUGUGAGCAGAUAAAAGUAUUACCAGCUGUACAUCACAGCAAUGUGGCAUGCAUCGCGUGCUCAUCCGACGGUACGUUAGUGGCUACUGCCUCGGAAAAGGGCACUUUAAUUAGGGUAUUCAAGACAUGUUCUAAUGACGACGGGAGCAAUGAAAACUUGGUAAGUGAAUUCAGAAGAGGAUCACGACCCUGUCAUAUAGAUGAGAUGAAAUUUAAUGAUGAUAACACUCUAUUGGCAUGUGUAGGGGCAUCGGACACUAUUCAUAUUUUUCAUUUACCUUCAACUCUGGAAGCUGUUGGUACAAUUGAUGAAGAUGAUCUUUUGCAUCAGAGUGCAGGUUCGUUAUCAAGUAGUAUAACUGGAUUUCAACAUAUAUCUAAAGGGUUUGCAAAUAGAUUUGGAAAAAUGGUGAUAUCAAAGAUACCAACUCAAAAUCAACAAAGGCACAUGGCGUACAUAAAGAUUCCAGAAAAUAUAAAAUACCGUAUUGGUUUUCCUAAGGAGGUUCCAAAUUCCAUAUAUAUAUGUGGUGAAGAUGGUAACUACUUGGUGUAUUCAAUUCCCACUGAUGAACCUGGACCAUGUACAUUGACGAAGAGUAAUACUUUCGAUUAA